AUGUCUUACAACGACAGCUCUGGGACCUUUUCUUCUCAUUCUGUUGGAGGUUACCUGGGGUACCGAUUUCCUACCUAUGAUGCUUUCUACCCAAACAAUGUGAUCUACGAUCCCAGCACCAGCCAGGUGGGCUCAUCCAUAUUCAAUGGCUGUCAGGAGACCUACUGUGAGCCCACCAGCUUCCAGAGACCCUAUACAGUUCUCAGAAACUACCAGAAUUCCUGCUACUACCCAAAGAAUCCCAUCCUCUGCAGACCCUGCCGGGAAAAUUAUGCUACAUCUGGAGGAUGUGGAAAUAAGGGCUUUGGGGCUUUGGGCUAUGGAAACACUGGCUUCCACUCUUUGCGCUGUGGGUCCAGCUUUGAGUCCCCAACUUGGUUUUCUUCCAGGAGUUACCAGUCAACUUGUUACCAACCAACUUUUGUUUCGUGCUUUUCUGAAUUGACCUACUGA
Echinops telfairi (small Madagascar hedgehog) is the source of this 453-nucleotide messenger RNA. Its product is annotated as keratin-associated protein 15-1. Bases 1 to 453 code for a protein of 150 amino acids. The record is from RefSeq and is a predicted model, not a curated record. The transcript has a single exon. NCBI's taxonomy places the organism in Eukaryota, Metazoa, Chordata, Mammalia, Afrosoricida, Tenrecidae.